This is a messenger RNA of Raphanus sativus (radish), 759 nucleotides long. RefSeq names its product 17.6 kDa class II heat shock protein. Gene Ontology annotation, biological process: response to heat; protein folding; response to salt stress. The record is from RefSeq and is a predicted model, not a curated record. The transcript has a single exon. Lineage: Eukaryota; Viridiplantae; Streptophyta; Magnoliopsida; Brassicales; Brassicaceae. The coding region runs from base 140 to 604 and encodes 154 amino acids.
CUUUCUACAUCUCUCUAGAAAAUCCAUCUCCACUCUUAUUUAAGCAUCACAUAAGUCUCAAACAAUCUCCAUCAACGAAAACAAAGAGAAGCAAGAAACAAAGAAGUUAUCAAGAAAGCAACACGAGAAGGGUCUAACAAUGGAAUUCGUAAGGUUUCCGAUUGUCUCAAUCCUCGAAGACAUGCUCGAACUCCCCGAGGAUCACAACGAGAAGAGCCGCAACAAUCCAUCAAGAUCUUACAUGCGUGACGCGAAGGCGAUGGCGGCUACGCCAGCUGACGUGAUCGAGCGCCCGAACGCCUACGUUUUCGUGGUGGACAUGCCUGGAAUCAAAGGAGAGGAGAUCAAGGUUCAGGUGGAGAACGAGAAUGUGCUCGUGGUGAGUGGGGAGAGGCAGAGAGAGAACAAGGAGAGCGAGGGACUGAAGUAUGUGAGGAUGGAGAGGAGAAUGGGGAAGUUUAUGAGGAAGUUUCAGCUGCCUGAGAAUGCUGAUUUGGAGGAGAUGUCUGCUGUUUGUCAUGACGGUGUGUUGAAAGUGACUGUUCAGAAGCUUCCUCCUCCUGAGCCUAAGAAACCAAAGACUAUUCAAGUCCAAGUUGCUUGAGUUUCUGGAUUUUGUCCUUUUUAUGCCAUGUUGGUUUGGUUUUCGGGUUCGGAUGUUAUUUGAAUGUGUGAGAGACUGUGUGAUGACGUGCGUUCUAAGCUUAAAUAAAGUUGUUCAAAAAAAAAAAGUGAAAUAAAAGUUGUUUCUCUGUUUUA